UUUCUUUCCUCUUUACUACGGUACCGGUAGGGAAGGGAGUGAGGCUACUAAGACAUACAGCCCAGCCUCCGAAGAACUCAGAAUGACAGGCUUCGGAGACAUCUUGAAGGUGGUCGGAGAGUUUGGGAGGUUUCAAAAAUGGCUGGUGCUGCUGAUUUGCAUCCCAAAUUUCCUCACUCCCUUCCAUAUGUUUGGCCAAGUGUUCCUUGUUAUGGACGUGCCUCACCACUGCAACACCAGCUGGAUCCGUGCAAUUGGCCCAAAUCUGAGCAAAGAGCAGGAGACGGAUUUGACCAUUCCCAGGAAUCCGGAUGGAUCUCUGCAACAAUGCUCUAUGUUUACUCCUGUGGAAGAGGAUAUCGAAACCAUCAUAAAAUAUGGACUCAACUCCACAGAAAGGUGCCGAGAUGGAUGGGUAUAUCCUGCAGAGCUAAAGCCGUCGUUGCUAACAGAGUUUAAUUUGGUUUGUGACCGAAAAGACUUGAAUGACAUCUCCCAAUCCAUAUACAUGUCGGGGCUUCUUGUUGGAGCGCUGGUUUUCGGCCCGCUGAGUGACAGGAUCGGUAGCCGAUGGUCUAUCUUGCUUACCCUCCUCAUCAUGGGCUCCUUUGGCGUGGGGGCAGGCUUCUCGCCAAAUUUCUACGUCUACAUCGCCUUGAGAUUCCUCGUGGGAGCUGCUUUCGCUGGGAUCAGUAUAAGCAUGGCGGCUUUAAGCUCUGAGUGGGUCGGGCCAUCCUACCGCCCGGUUGCGCUGAUCAUCACCCACUGUUGCAACGCCCUAGGGCAGAUGGCCUUGGCCGGCUUGGCCUACUCCAUUCGCAACUGGAGGCUCUUUCAGAUUGCUGGCUCUGCUCCCGUCUUCGCUCUUUUCUUUUACAUAUGGGUCCUUCCCAGUUCUGCCCGGUGGCUUGUCACGAAAGGGAAGAUCAAAGAAGCCAAAAAAGUGCUCCGAAAGGCCGCUGCCAUCAACAAGCGAACCAUCCCGGAAGAACUACUUGAUCAGCUGGCUCCAGAAGAAAAGGUGAAAUCUGGAAAUGUGCUGGAUCUUUUCAGGAAGCCUCACCUCAGGCUUAUGACUUUUAUCAUGGCCUGGGUUUGGUUUGCUGACAGCUUUGUUUACUAUGGAGUGAGCCUUCACGUUGGGGAUUUUGGCUUGGACAUCUAUUUGACCCAACUCAUCUUUGGAGCAGUGGAAAUACCAUCCCGCUUUUCCUGCAUCUUCCUGCUCCAGUGGCUAGGAAGGAAGAAAUGCCAGGCGGCUUGGCUUCUCCUGGGUGGAGUCGUUUGCUUGCUCAUUCCUGCUAUUCCAAAAGAUUUCCCUGUGAUUGUCACGGUGCUGGCCGUUAUCGGAAAGUCUGCUCUUGCUGCCUCCUUUUCAACCACCUACGUGUUUUCUGCAGAGGUGUUUCCCACGGUUGUCAGGCAAACUGGCUUAGGUUUAUGUUCCAUGUCUGCCCGAGUAGCUGGCAUCCUCUCCCCACUGGUUGGUCUCCUAAGCAGAUACCACGAGGCCAUUCCCAUGUCGAUGUUUGGAGGCACAGCGCUACUUGGGGGAAUCCUCUGCUUCCUGCUUCCCGAGACCCGGAACAAGGAUCUUCAAGACAACACAGCCAAAUCCUCAAGCCAGAGGUCCACCAAGACUGUCAAUGGCAGCUUUGAAAAGGGACCUCUUGAAGAGAAGGAAGAUGGCCAGACGAGUACAGAAUUCACCAAGAAUACAUACCUCUAGCAGCACUAGCAAUAUCCCAUGGAGUCCAAAGGAAUGGUGGGACACAUGACUUUUUUAGGGAGGAUUUUCACAGACAAAAGAAGAGCCAUGCUGGAUCAGACCAAG
Elgaria multicarinata webbii is the source of this 1834-nucleotide messenger RNA. RefSeq names its product solute carrier family 22 member 13-like. Gene Ontology annotation, biological process: transmembrane transport. Lineage: Eukaryota; Metazoa; Chordata; Lepidosauria; Squamata; Anguidae. Gene Ontology annotation, cellular component: membrane. The coding region runs from base 83 to 1729 and encodes 548 amino acids. The record is from RefSeq and is a predicted model, not a curated record. Gene Ontology annotation, molecular function: transmembrane transporter activity. The transcript is spliced from 11 exons.